This is a messenger RNA of Nasonia vitripennis (jewel wasp), 2577 nucleotides long. It is a transcript of the gene peng, whose product is annotated as pumilio homolog 3. Gene Ontology annotation, biological process: regulation of translation. The transcript is spliced from 2 exons. The coding region runs from base 219 to 2195 and encodes 658 amino acids. The record is from RefSeq and is a predicted model, not a curated record. Gene Ontology annotation, cellular component: nucleolus. Lineage: Eukaryota; Metazoa; Arthropoda; Insecta; Hymenoptera; Pteromalidae. Gene Ontology annotation, molecular function: mRNA binding.
UAUAAUUAUUUUCUCGUGCACAGCAGCGUGCACCACUUGUCACGCGUAAUUGUAAUUUAACAUGCUGUUAGAAAAGUAUAUGUUUGUCAACUAGUAUUAUUGUUGUAACUAUAACAUAUCUAUUACUCGUUGCGUUUGAAAGGUAAAGAUCCAUCAAUCGCUUAAAUAUUUUACAAUACAGCUGAAAAGUUCAGUUGAAUUUGAGAUAGAAUACAAAUAUGAAAGUGAAACGAGGACAUCAGAAUUCUUCUGAUGGGCCAGCUAAUAAGAAGACAAAGAAUUCAAAAAGUUUCUCAAAAAAUAAACAGAAGCAUUCUUCAUCUAGACAUAAGAAACCACAUCAAUCGCCAAGACACAAAAAGGGACACCAAUCAGCUAAAAAUAAAGGACAAAAGCCAAAAAAUAAUGAUCAAGAUUCCAAAUCCCCAAAAUAUGAAAAGCCAACAGCCAAGAAUAAUGAUGAAGCGAUUCCCAAACCAAAAAAGUCAAAAUUCUCAAACAAAGUGGGAAAACCAAAUUUAGAUAGACCUAAAAAUGUAAAUAAAGAUCAGACUGGAACUGAUACAACGGGUGAAAAGCCUGAUUGGUUGGAAUACAAAAAGCAACAAAAAGAAUUAAGAGAAAAACGAAGAGCCAAGAAAUUGGAAGAUACGUAUGAAGUGGCAAUUCAAGCAAAACAAAUUGGUGAAAAACUUAGAAGGUCUAAUUUGUCGGCGGAUAUGCAGGAGAAAUUAACAAAGAAAUUACAUGAUUUAAUACAGAAUCAGUAUGCUAAAAUGAUAUUCGCACAUGAUUUAUCCAGAGUUAUCCAAUGGCAAAUCAAGUACUGUAAUCCAGAUAUUCAACUAGCUAUAGUACAGGAAUUAAAACCACAGUUACGUGAAAUGUUCUAUUCAAAGUAUGCGAAAAAUGUAGUAAGGACAUUGUUGAAGAAAGGUUCUGAGAGUGUUAAGAAAAGUGUUUUACAGGUUUGUACUGGUCAUGUUGUUAAGCUAUGUACUAAUGUUUUGGCAGCUCCAAUAUUUGAAAAAAUCUAUGUUGAAGUUGCUUCUGAAACUGAAAAAUCUCAGUUUAAGCAAGAGUUCUAUGGUGAUAUGUAUAAAAAUUCAAAAGACCCUAAUGUCAAAACUUUGACAGAUGUUUUUAAAAAUUCACAAGAUAUGAAAUCAGCUACAUUAUCGGGUGUAAAAGCCAAUUUAAUCAGGAUAUUAAACAAAAAUCUUAUCAAUUCUACACUAGUUCAUACAGUACUUUAUGAAUACUUGUCAAAUUGUUCCAAAGAAGAUAGAACUGAAAUAAUGGCAUUGGCAAGACCUUUAAUUGCUGAUUUGUCUCAAACUAGGGAUGGAGCAAAAGUUGGUAACUUGUGCAUUUGGCAUGGAACAAAUAAAGACAGAAAGCUCAUAAUGAAAUCAUUAAAAGAACACAUCAAAGACAUUAUAACGUCUGAACAUGGUCAUCUAAUGAUAAUAGCUCUUUUAGAUUCUGUCGAUGAUACUGUUCUAUUGAAAAAAAUUUUAUUGCAAGAAGUGUUGAAUAAUUUAUCUGAUAUAGUAUUGAAUGAUUAUGGAAGAAGAGUUAUUUUAUACAUUGUUGCAAGAAGAGAUACACAUUACUUUCACCCAGCUCUAGUUGAAUAUUUAAAAGAAGGAGAUGGAAAUGAAACAAGUAAAAAGCCAGCAGAUAUUCGUGAAAAAGAACUUUUAGAUAACAUGAUUGAUAACCUUUUGGAAAACAUUGUUCAAGAUUCAAAAAUGUGGUUGUCAAAUGGUCAAAUGCAACUAGUAACAUUGGCAAUUUUGAAAGCUAGUCGUGGUGAUAAACCCAAAGUAGCUUUUGAAACUAUAGCCAAAUUCAUAACAGACAGCAAUUCCAUGUUGCUACACGGUACAGAAGUAGUCAAAGCUGUGGAAGACCCUGGUUUACAUAUGAUACUAAAGAAAAUAAUUCAAAUGGAUAAGAAACGCCUUGAAGACAACGAGUUAACGUUUGGUGAAGUACUUCUUGAGCAUUUAACACAUGAAGUUAUAGAAUUCUGGGUUGAUUGUAACCGAAGUUGCUUCUUAUUAGUUUUAUUAGUUGAAAACGAAUCGGAGAAAGUAGUUUCUGAAUUAAAAUCAAAACUGAAAAAUAUCUCAAAACUGAAAUCUAAGAAAACAAAAGGAGCUACAAUAUUGUUAACAAAGCUAAAAUAAUGUAAUUAAGAAAUUUUGUAAAUUAAAUUUAAUGAAUAAUUAAGCACAUACAUCGUUUUUAAUAAAUGUUUUGUAAAAAUAAAAGUAUGUAAUCUAAAUUUUUCCACCAAAUCUCCUUCAAUUAUAUAGAUUAGAGUAUGUAUACAAUUAGACUUGGGAAGAUUUUGAAAAAUAUACAAAUUAUUUGUAAUUGAACAUUUUUAUUUAGUUACAAUUUUAGUAUAAAUAAUUCAUUUUAAGCUACUAUUUCCCUAGCCAAGUAACAAAACGAAUCUACGAUAUCGACAGUAUAACCUUGUAAUUUGAAAAUACCCGACGGAAAAUCGAAUAAAAAUCGAGUAAAACUUUGCAAAUGUAAAAUUCAUAAAUGAUUACAAAUCUA